CUGUACUUGUUUACAGAGGAACAGUUUUAAAGCCCCUUCCUGGCCCAGUACCGUAACGCCCACUGCAAACAUUUCGCUGAAACUUGCAACCGCUCUUGGAGUCUGCUUGUUCGGCAUGCUUGUUGCUCGCUAUAGCACUCACAUCAUUGCGCAAGUCCGUAACGGGCGCAACGCUGUAUUCGGUGCCAAGCCCGCGUUCAAGGGACCCAUCGCUGCAAGCUCAGCGCGUGCGCCCGCGACCCCCCUAGGGGCCAGCCCCGCCGACCCCGCCGCGGUGCCCCACGCCACGCGUCCCGACGUCAGCCUCCGGGCCGUGAACGAAAACAGCGCCAGCGGCGUUAGCGCAGCUGCCGGCAGCUCCUCCAAGAUGGAGGUCGCGACUCUGGGCGGUGGCUGCUUCUGGUGUGUUGAGGCCUGUUACAACAUGCUGAGGGGCGUGCAGUCCGCCAUCAGCGGCUACGCCAACGGCGACGUCAAGGACCCCACCUACAAGGCGGUCUGCUCCGGCACCACCGGGCAUGCCGAGGUGGUCCAGAUCACGUACGACCCCACCGUCAUCUCCUACAAGGAGAUCCUGGAGAUCUUCUUCACCGUGCAUGACCCCACCACCAAGGACAGGCAGGGCAACGACGUGGGCACUCAGUACCGGUCCAUCAUCUGCACACACAACGACGCGCAGCGCGCCAUUGCGCAGGAGGUGAUUGCCGACAUCAGCGCCCAGGGGCUGUGGCCGGCGCCCAUCGUGACUCAGGUGGAGCCGCUGGACGUCUUCUACCCCGCGGAGGACUACCACCAGGACUACUACGUACAGAACCCGGGCCAGGGUUACUGCCGCGCCGUGGUGGGGCCCAAGGUCGCCAAGUUCAGGCAGAAGUUCGCCAAGCUGAUCAAGGCGUGAUGAUGAGGCAGCAGAGCGAGCUGCUAGCUAGCUGGCGCCGCCGGCGAACUGGGGACAGGGGACAGGGGACAACAGGGUCCGUGCCAUUUACGCGACCCCGCCGCAUUGCCGCGGCUGCUACAGGAGAGGCACGGCUGCGGCUGCUGCGCUGCUGCUGGAGGUGGCGUGCGUGUGGCUGCAGUGCUGCACGUCAGCGACUGCACUGUACAGAUGUUCCGUUUGUUUUGGCUGAGCAGCAUGAGCAUAUUAUAGGCGCACAGGCAUGCAGGCGAUACACUGAGGAGGAACGUAGUGUGAAAUGGGCGGGAGGUGCCAGCCCCUAUGUAUGGAAGUGUGUGUUCUGCGUUGAGCAGCAGCGGCUCGUGCCGGUAAAGUUCGCCUGGAGAUUUGCUUUGACGAGCGGACCGGAGAAUUGGGCUGGAGUUGAAUAUCGUAGUUAGCUGUCCGCGGGAGAGGAGGGCGUGUGUAUGAUGGAUGACAAGUUGCGCGCACGAUCGUUGCGUGUCUUCCUGCCUCAUGGAAACCCGGAGGCCCGGGCCGGGGUGACCCUUAUAAUGCCAACAAAUUGAUAACGUCCUACUUGUUGUUCUCCCCUGGUAAGGCCUGACGCUUUCCU
Molecule: messenger RNA, 1514 nt
Organism: Chlamydomonas reinhardtii
Lineage: Eukaryota; Viridiplantae; Chlorophyta; Chlorophyceae; Chlamydomonadales; Chlamydomonadaceae
Exons: 9
Coding region: 116-898 (260 amino acids)
Molecular function (GO): peptide-methionine (S)-S-oxide reductase activity
Source: RefSeq, a predicted model, not a curated record